This is a messenger RNA of Zea mays, 2022 nucleotides long. RefSeq names its product hexokinase3. The transcript has 9 exons. NCBI's taxonomy places the organism in Eukaryota, Viridiplantae, Streptophyta, Magnoliopsida, Poales, Poaceae. Gene Ontology annotation, cellular component: mitochondrion; cytosol. Gene Ontology annotation, biological process: carbohydrate phosphorylation; glucose metabolic process; intracellular glucose homeostasis. The record is from RefSeq and is marked validated. Bases 150 to 1679 code for a protein of 509 amino acids. Gene Ontology annotation, molecular function: glucokinase activity; D-glucose binding; ATP binding.
CUCCCUCUUCUCCUACGCGCACGGGGAGGGAAGAAUUGGUUCGUUGGCGUUGGCCUUGGCCUCGGAUCCAGAGCGCGGAACGCGUGCGGCGUUCGGAUCGACCCGCUCGAAGGCCGGGGGGCGCGAGGUAGGGGCCAGGAUCGGCGGCGAUGGUGAAGGCCGUGGUGGUGGGCGCGGCGGUCGUGGCGUGUGCGGCGGUCGGGGUGGCGGUGGUGCUGGAGCGCCGCCGGCGUAAGCGAGACGCCGACCUCCUGGGGUCCGCGGAGGCGGAGAGGAGGAGGCGCGCGGCCGCCGUGAUCGAGGAGGUCGAGAGCAGCCUCGCCACGCCCACGGCGCUGCUGCGGAGCAUCGCGGACGCCAUGGUCGCCGAGAUGGAGCGCGGCCUGCGCGGGGACAUCCACGCGCAGCUCAAGAUGCUCAUUAGCUACGUCGACAGCCUCCCCACCGGAGAUGAACAUGGGCUGUUUUAUGCACUGGAUCUUGGAGGGACCAACUUCCGUGUGCUGCGAGUCCAGCUAGGAGGAAAGGAGAAACGUGUUGUCAAACAACAGUAUGAGGAGGUUUCCAUUCCACCACAUUUGAUGGUCGGGACUUCCAUGGAACUAUUUGAUUUCAUUGCUGCUGCAUUGGCUAAAUUUGUCGGUACUGAAGGUGAAGAUUUCCAACUCCCAGAGGGUAGGCAGAGAGAACUUGGUUUCACUUUUUCCUUCCCGGUGAACCAAACAUCAAUAUCAUCAGGAACACUCAUCAAGUGGACAAAGGGCUUUUCCAUCAAUGGCACGGUUGGUGAAGAUGUUGUUUCUGAGUUGAGCAGGGCCAUGGAGAGGCAGGGACUAGAUAUGAAAGCUACGGCAUUAGUCAAUGAUACAGUGGGCACAUUGGCUGGUGGGAGAUAUAUGGAUACCGAUGUAGUUGCAGCUGUAAUAUUGGGCACUGGUACAAAUGCAGCAUAUGUGGAGCAUGCAAAUGCAAUUCCUAAAUGGACUGGGUUACUGCCUAAAUCUGGAAAGAUGGUAAUUAAUACAGAGUGGGGGAGCUUCAAAUCCAACAAACUUCCUCUUUCAGAAUAUGACAAAGCCAUGGACUUUGAAAGUUUGAACCCUGGAGAGCAGAUAUACGAGAAAAUGAUUUCUGGUAUGUAUCUCGGAGAGAUUGUUCGAAGAAUUUUACUGAAGUUGGCACAUGAAGCUUCUCUAUUUGGGGAUGUUGUUCCACCUAAGCUGGAGCUGCCAUUUAUAUUGAGGACGCCAGAUAUGUCAGCCAUGCAUCAUGACUCCUCACAUGACCUCAAAACUCUUGGAGCUAAACUGAAGGACAUAGUCGGGGUCGCGGACACUUCCCUGGAAGUAAGGUACAUCACUCGUCACAUCUGUGACCUUGUCGCAGAGCGUGCAGCACGCCUGGCCGCCGCAGGCGUGUACAGCAUCCUGAAGAAGAUAGGCCGGGACAAAGUACCAAGCGGUGGCGGUAAAAUGCCGAGGACCGUAGUUGCCUUGGACGGUGGGCUCUACGAACACUACAAGAAGUUCAGCAGUUGCGUAGAAGCGACUCUCACAGACUUGCUCGGCGAGGAGGCUUCUUCCUCCGUGGUCGCCAAGCUGGCCAACGACGGCUCUGGCAUUGGAGCUGCGCUUCUCGCAGCCUCACACUCCCAGUAUCAGUAUGGCGCGAGUGACUAGUAGUCCUGAAAUGGGCGCGGAUCGAGAUUUUGAGUGUAGCUCUCAUUUAUCUUUUCUUUUUUCCCUUUUCAAAACAUCUUUUUGGGGAUUUUUUUCGGCUUCCUUUUGUUGGCUAUUCCGUGGAUGCACUUACGGCUCUGCAUUGGGAUGUAGCUAGUAUAGAGCCAAUGAGUUUGGAGGUUAUCUAAUGGCACAAGGCAGGAGCAUGGAAAUGGAAGCAGAGCAAUGACAUUCAUGCUCUGCCCAUUCUUUUUUCCCCUUGUAUGGUGUUGUAAACCAAUAAAAAAAUGUUAACCCUUUUUUUUGUGUGUGUUGGCAAUAAAGAGAAUACGAUAAUUUGACC